Messenger RNA from Amoebophrya sp. A25, 527 nucleotides. Lineage: Eukaryota; Dinophyceae; Syndiniales; Amoebophryaceae. The record is from the annotation of a GenBank genome assembly.
GAUCGCAAGCGGAAAGCAGCUAACAUUAAGCUGCAAAAUCCGCAAUUGACUUAUGGAACAUCAAAAUGAACAGUCAGUUUUGAACAGUCUCAACAAGUACUGGUCCGUAAGUACACUUCUUGUAGUAACGGCGUUCAGUACAACUCGGGUUCUCACUUCAACAUCUACGGGACGAGAUGAAGUAGCGUUUUGCUGUCCACCUGCUCCUCUGGACUACUUGUUCCCUUGUUCUGGGACUAGUAGAGUAAUUAGUCACAGAAACUCUGCUACUCUCACUCUUGUUGCUUCGCGUGAUGUUAUAAGUACCCCAUGAAUGGGUACAUGACUUUGUUGCUUCGCGGUACACUACUUCUACUACUACUACACAUCUUUCCUCUACUACUCUUACAUCGUAACGCUAUACCCCAUGAAUGGGCACACUACUACUACUACUCCUACUACUACUACUACUUUCCUUUACCUUGUGUGGGCGUCUAAUAAAACGAGCGGGAACGCCACGAACUGACAGCCGACGCGCUCAACUCGGC